AUGACUUCAUUGGACCAGGAUGAAGUCCUGCUCAAAGAAGUGGCUCGUCUGAAGAACAUCUACGAUGAAGCCGAGCAAGUUAUUGAUGUCACGGUGGCUCCCCAGGGCUUCACACUCUUCGAUAUGCAGCAGGAUAGCGAGAAACUCGCUUACACAGGAUUCGAGUCCCUUGAGAGAUUUCUGGCCUUUGUCAAGUUCGUGCAAACGGGCUACGACUCCUACAAAAAGCGCCAAGCUCCCCAGGGAAGGCCACUGAAUCUGUCCAUGGAGGACCAUCUCCUACUCGUGUUGGCGCGCCUCCGGGUGGGGCUUCUGGAGCAAGACCUCGGAUACCGGUUCGGUGUGCACGUCAGCACGGUUGUUAAAGAGUACAUGCCGGAGUGCUUUACCGGGGUGUAUCCAUCGACUCGGGUAAUCUUGGAUUGCACGGAAGUAUUCACUGAGACGCCCAGUGACUUCACGGUGCAGAGCGACAUUUAUUCAAGCUAUAAAUGCCAUAACACUACAAAAGGCCUUCUGGGCAUCACCCCUAAUGUGUUUGUGUCCUUCGUGAGCGACCUCGCACCUGGCCGGGUGUCGGACAAAACCAUGAUAGCAAAUUCCGGACUGUGUGCCCUCCUCAAGCCCGGUGACUCCGUCAUGGCAGACAAGGGGUUUGUGAUUUCUGAAGAAGUAGAAGCUGUCGGGGCCAUUCUGAACAUUCCACCCUUCCUUGGAGGAAAACCGCAGCUCUCCCUGGAAGAUGAAGCUAGGAUGGGAGCCAUUGCCAAGGUACGCAUUCCUGUGGAGUGGGUCAUAGGACAAAUGAAGUCAUUUCGCAUCCUGAGAGGAACGUUCCCCAACAGCAUGAGUCGGAGUCUGGAAGAUCUGCGCGUUGCUCUCCAACUUUACACGGGAGCCACUUUUGAGCCGUAG
Ixodes scapularis (black-legged tick) is the source of this 915-nucleotide messenger RNA. RefSeq lists its product as uncharacterized. Bases 1 to 915 code for a protein of 304 amino acids. The transcript is spliced from 3 exons. The record is from RefSeq and is a predicted model, not a curated record. NCBI's taxonomy places the organism in Eukaryota, Metazoa, Arthropoda, Arachnida, Ixodida, Ixodidae.